AUGGACUCAAGUCGUGGUCAAGAUAACCUCCAGAAGGAUUUCUUGGCCUUUCUGUUUCCGGAAUCUUCCUCCGACCAACAACGAGGCCAUGACUCUCAGCAGAACGAAGUUAUGAACACAGCUGCUGUGCACUGUCAACGUUCAAAUUCUGGGAUGCUCAACUUCACCGGAACCGCCAACCCUCCUCCUUUCAACCAACAAUUAGAUCUUAUGACCAUGAGCAAUCUCAUGUCUAUGCAGGGCAUGGACACCACGGCACUUCCAGCCCCGCCCAGUUCCACUGGCCUCACACCACAGGUCAUUUUUGAACAACAGUACAAGCUUACUCAGCUGCAUCAGCUGCAGCAGCUUCAAAAUCAAAUCCAGAAUCAAAUUUUUCAGCAGCAGCUUGCCCUUAUCAGUGGGCAGUCAGUCCUGAAUACGCACGAUACCAGCGUCGAGCCCGGAAGGGAUCAGAUUACAUCUUUUAGUGGCCUUCCGACUCCAAUGUCUUCCACGGAGCUCCGCCCCUUGCCUAACCCAGAGUUCCUCAGCCGUAUUGGCUCACAAUACCCUAAUCCUCCUUCUCAGGACGUGUACUCAUCCCACGCGCUUGACCCAGUUCCCUUCCUUCUCCCCAUGACACCUCCGUCUCCACGCAAUAUCUUCGCGACACGCGCCAUCCAGGUUCCAGCUCCGCACCUGCCAACAUAG
Suillus subaureus is the source of this 693-nucleotide messenger RNA. RefSeq lists its product as uncharacterized. Lineage: Eukaryota; Fungi; Basidiomycota; Agaricomycetes; Boletales; Suillaceae. The transcript has 3 exons. The record is from RefSeq and is a predicted model, not a curated record. The coding region runs from base 1 to 693 and encodes 230 amino acids.